UUUGCAUAAGAAUAGAAUAGUAAACAAAGGCACGAAUGUCACUUAUUUUCAAGAGCAAAUUAACAUGUUGCAUUCAGUUUUGAAAUAAUUUGUGUUUUUUUACCUUAAAAUCGCAUCAUAAGGUGUUCUCUAGUACUGAUAAAAGUAACAUUGUGAUAAUAGUAUUGUGAUAUUAAACGAAUAAUCAUGGAUGUGAAGGAAUCCCGAUCCAAAAUUUUCAUCAAUCCAGAGUUCAAGAAGGCGCACAUCAAUCGUAACUUCCUGACAAAGAACCUUCCACAAGCACCCACCGGAACGAAACCAGCAUUAGUAGCAACAGUACCUAGCAUUCAUUUUAAUCCCGCAUUUCUGGAACGCCUGAGUUUGCAGCGGCAACAACAGCAUGAAUCUGUAACAGCUUUAACAGCACCACUGUCUCAAUCAAAUCCCAUAAUCAAAAACACCAAGCGGAAACUGGUCCGGGCUUCUUCGGCGGCUCCUGCGACUAUAACAUCCCCGAGGGUAGCACCCCUGGUGCCCCCGCUAGUGAAGCUCGGCCGGAACAAGCUGGUGCGGUCAGUUCCGACCUCGGUUGUGCCUCACGUGCCAUCCCAUCCUGCAAAAUCGGUAGGAGUGAGGAUAGUGGAGAAACGUUUCAAGCUCGUAAACGAGAGUAAACCACUAUACAAGUUGGAUCGACGUCCUGCUGGAAGCUUACGUUUGGCUUUGAAGCCUAAAUCGUCCAUACGGCGGUUCUCGCUAGUCAGAAGCAACUCCAUUAGUCCGCAGAAAGUUGUCAUCACCGAUAGAAGACUACUGAAAUUGUGUCGUAACAGACCACCGUUGAAAACUGUUGGAGGAACGACGUCUCGUAAUGUGUCUUUCAGUUCCCAGAAUAAGAAGAUGGUGAUGAUCAAUAUCAACGGUGUUCUGUAUCGGUCCUCAUCCAACAAGUUACAAGUAUCGACAGCGCGGACUCCUGUACCCAACAUUUCGCCCUUCAAAACACCAACUGGGUCAGCUAUCAGUAGACAACGCUUCUUAUCGAUUCGAGGUACGCGAUUCAUGCUGGACCAAAGUGGAACAAAAUUGAGGAAGAUACCUUCUGCUGAGUUUGAUCAGCCUCAUGCAAAACUACGCCGAAUCGACAUUGGUGGGCUUACCUAUAUGCAAAAAACGGACGACACCUUCGUACGAACGGAAACCCAUCGAACCAGAUCUUACUUGAGCUCCACUAAACAGAAAAGCAUUCAGAUGUUGACAAGUAACAUGCGGAAGUGUAAUGUUCCGUGUCCGAUUUAUCGUCGUUUGGGAAAAUGCACUGCGUUUGCUCGAGGAAAAUGUCCCAAGUUGCAUGAUAAGAACCAAAUCAUGAUUUGCUCUAAAUUUCUUAAAGGCGAAUGCUCCAACAGCGACUGUCUUCUGUCGCAUAAUGUUUCUCUAGAAAAGAUGCCCGUUUGUCACUUUUUCCUGGAAGGUCGCUGCACAAAAAAUGAUUGCCCAUAUCUGCACAAGAAGGUCAGCGAGAGAGAACGUAUUUGCGAGGAUUUUCUCAAAGGAUAUUGUCCACUUGCCGAUAAGUGCAUAAAACGUCACGAGUUCAUUUGUCCGGAAAUGGUUCGUUUAGGAGCAUGUGAUAGGACAAAUUGUCCUUAUCCACACAGUCGCCGAAAUGACAAGAAGAAGCAACAUGCGUCCAGCGGUAAAAAGCAACCGCCAGUCAAAGCUGUUCCAGUACAGAAAGAAGUGCAUCCAGCAGGGCCAAUUUCUUCGCAAAGAUAUUAUAUUAGUAGCACUGCUGACAAAGAGAUCGAUAACGAGGCGCAGCUUUCAGAAGUUCAGGAAGCCCAACUCAAAAGUAUGCUUUCAAAGGUAGAAAAGAUGAAGCAAGGACAUCUGGGGAGCAACGAUUCGGUAAAAUCUGAUGCUGUUGUCAAUAAAAAUGACGAAGAAAUUGAAAUAUGCGGCAGUGAUGGGCAUGAAAGCGAAGAUGAACAUUCAGAGCCACCGAUUAGAAGGAGGGCGAAAUUAGGUCCAUUGCCCUCGUUUAUUCCUAUUUAGUUUUGCUGUUGGCAUAUCAUUUUAAUCUUAUCUGAGAGGUACGAAAUUAAUAAAAAUGGUUUUAAUAGUUAACUGUGAAAUUGAA
Messenger RNA from Aedes aegypti (yellow fever mosquito), 2125 nucleotides. RefSeq names its product zinc finger CCCH domain-containing protein 3 (gene ZC3H3). The record is from RefSeq and is a predicted model, not a curated record. NCBI's taxonomy places the organism in Eukaryota, Metazoa, Arthropoda, Insecta, Diptera, Culicidae. Gene Ontology annotation, molecular function: metal ion binding. The coding region runs from base 187 to 2040 and encodes 617 amino acids. The transcript is spliced from 5 exons. Gene Ontology annotation, cellular component: nucleus.